AUCUCGGCUGGCGGCGGGACAGGUGUGUGGUUGUGUUAGCAGAGGAUCGUUUUAGUGAGAGUUUAGCAAAGCGCCAGGUGAACCCACGCGCACUCAGUCCAAUGGGAGACAGCGAUGACGAGUUCGACCGGAGGAGGCGGGACAAGUUCAGGAGAGAGCGCAGUGACAUGGAGCGGUCGAGGGAGAGAGAAGAGAGGAGGAGGGACGACUGGCCCGACAGGGACUGGGAGCGCGGCAGAGAGCGGCGGAGGGACUACGACCGCGGCCGCAGAGAGAGAUUUUCUCCACCGAGACACAUCAGCCCCCAACACAAACGCAUGAGGAGAGACUGGGACGACCACCGGGGGGAGCCGUACCGCUACGACCUGCCGUACGGAGGAGGCGGGGCUCCGUUUCCAGGGGCGGGGCCUCAGGGCUGGCACCCCGACCUCCCCCACCUUCACCCGCAUCACGGAGGUCACCCGCUGCAGGGCAGGUUGGGGAUGGUGGAUCCAGACCUCCCUCCUCCUGGUCCCCCCACCAUGAGGAGCUUUAAGGAGUUCCUGUUGAACAUGGAGGACAGCGUUGACGAGACGGAGUCCGUGAAGCGCUACAAUCAGUACAAAGUGGACUUCAGACGGCAGCAGCUGCAGGACUUCUUCCUCCAGCACAAAGACCAGGAGUGGUUUCGCUCCAAAUACCACCCCGACGACAUCACGGCGAGGAAGGCGGAGUCUCUGGCCGCCCUCAAAACCCGGCUGGGCGUCUUCCUCUUCCUGCUGGACAACAACUGGCUGGACAACGUGUCGCUGGACAUGGAGCACGCCCCCGCUAUCAUCAAACUGCUGGACGCAGCGGUGAUAAAGAUGGAGGGAGGUACAGACUUUGACCUGCAGGUGCUGGAGAUACCGACGGCGGCGGCGGCCGGCGGGGAGGCGAGCUGCAGCAGCAGCAGCGGAGGAGGAGGAGGAGGAGGAGGAGGAGGAGGAGGAGGGAAGAGUCAGGAGGAAGCAGGAAACAUUCAGACCGGCUCGGAGUCGACGGGCAGUCGGACAGAGGAGACGGGCGAAACAAAAGACUCGGAUAAGGACUGUGAGGAGGAAGCAAAGCAGAACGGCGAGAAGCAGAAAGACGAAGAGGAGGAGGAGGAGGAGAAGAGGGAUGAAGAGGAGGAAGACGAGAAGACGUCUAAGAAAGGCAGGAAGAGGAAACGCAGCGUGUCCGCAGACAGCGGCGAGGGCAGCGCCUCCGACUCUGACUCCUCCCACUCUGACGGCGAGAAGGAGGACGACGAGGAGAAGGAGGAAGAGGAGGAGGACGGAGAGGGACAGUACGAGUCAGAGCGGCGUAAAGAGCGAGGGAAGGAGAGAGAGAAGGAGGCCCCGGCGAAGCCCCGCCCCCUCCACCUAACCACCUCCCUCUUCAUCCGAAGCAUCCCACCAGAGGUUUCCAAGGAGGAGAUCACAGCUUUGUGUCGUAGGUACCUGGGUUUCCUGCGAGUGGCGCUGUCAGACCCUCAGCCUGAGAGGAGGUUCUUCAGGCGGUGCUGGGUGACGUUUGACCGCAGUGUGAACAUAAAGGAGACGUGCUGGAACCUGCAGAACAUCAGGCUCAGAGACUGCGAGCUGUCUCCGGUGGUCAACAGAGAUCUGUGUCGACGCGUCCGCACUGUUAACGGCCUGACGCACCACAGACCCGUGGUGAGGAACGACAUCCGUCUGUCGGCCCGACUCGUCCACAGUCUGGACCAGAGGGGGGAGCUGUGGGCGGGACAGAUGGAGACCAACCCGGUCCUGAAGAACAUCACGGAUUACCUCAUCGAGGAGGUGAGCGCCGAGGAGGAGGAGCUGAUCGGCGCCGCCGGGGGCAACGGAGACGACGCCGAGGGCAAAGACCCCGCCUCCUCUGAGGUUACCGUGGAGACAGACGACAAACUGAUAAAGGUGUUGGACCGGCUGCUGCUCUACCUGCGUCUGGUUCACUCGGUGGAUUAUUAUAAUUUCUGUGAGUAUCCUGCCGAGGACGAGAUGCCGCAUCGCUGCGGGCUGAUCCACGUACGAGGGCCGCUGCCCGUCGCCAAGAUCACCGCGGCUGAGGUGAGCGAGCAUCAGAGGAUGUGUGAGGAGCGUCUGGCGCCGCUGCUCUCUCCGUCAGAGAGUCUGAGUGAAGAAGAUGCCGCGAGGCUCGGAAAGAAAGAUCCAGAACAAGAGGUGGAGAAGUUUCUGUCCGCUAACACUCAGGAGCUCAGUAAAGACAAAUGGCUGUGUCCUCUGAGCGGGAAAAAGUUCAAGGCUCCAGAGUUUGUGCGUAAACACAUCCUGAACAAACACGGAGACAAAGUUUCCGCCGUCAGACAGGAAGUCAUGUUCUUCAAUAACUUCCUGCUGGACGCCAAGAGACCCGCCGUACCGGAGAACAAGCCCCUCCCACCGCCAGCACAAGCCACGCCCCCUGGUAUUCCAGGAUUUCCUGGUCAGUCGCCACAGCAGCAGAGCCUUCUGGGAUAUCCUCCAGGAGUCAGACCCCCCAUGCCGAGCUUCCCUGGUACCACACACACACACACACACACACACACACACACACACACACACACUCUCCACCAGCACCAUGAUCAGGAUCGCGAUGGGGACGCCAAAGUCGCCGAUGAUCCUGCGGAGCUGAAACGCAAACAGCAGAUUGCAGAUCCGUGA
This is a messenger RNA of Plectropomus leopardus (leopard coralgrouper), 2669 nucleotides long. NCBI's taxonomy places the organism in Eukaryota, Metazoa, Chordata, Actinopteri, Perciformes, Serranidae. The record is from RefSeq and is a predicted model, not a curated record.